AUGGUGACAUUGGUGUGGAAGACGACAGUGAAGUAUUGGUACGGUUCUGGUGUUGAGCUCCAAAGAACGUGGGCUCGAGCAUGGUUCGUUGUGCGUGUCUGGUGGACAGUGGUGACGCUGAUCGUCUACGCUACUUUCUACGGAGUGCUGUUUUUGUACGAGAUCGUCGAAGGUGUUUGUCUAGGCUGGCCUGGAGUAGUGGUCUUAACGGUGACGACGAAUUACAAGUUUGCGAGUAAUGAGGGCACCGUGGCGUUUGGUGGGGUCGUCGUCAACUGUGAGACUGUACUACUCGACGGGUGCGUCGUGGUGCUAGGCGUGGCUAGCCAUGUGUGGCGUUGGUACGAGUAUACGUCGGAAGGACGUUCGCCGCUUGCCGUGGCCCAGGACUGCUACGACGGUUGA
Molecule: messenger RNA, 405 nt
Organism: Phytophthora infestans T30-4
Lineage: Eukaryota; Oomycota; Peronosporomycetes; Peronosporales; Peronosporaceae
Exons: 1
Coding region: 1-405 (134 amino acids)
Source: RefSeq, a predicted model, not a curated record